Messenger RNA from Drosophila serrata, 854 nucleotides. Its product is annotated as angiopoietin-related protein 7-like. Lineage: Eukaryota; Metazoa; Arthropoda; Insecta; Diptera; Drosophilidae. The record is from RefSeq and is a predicted model, not a curated record.
CAAAAUGAAUAGAGUUUGCUUCGUACUAGGUCUACUUUGGCUGGGCCAAAUUUAUUUAGCCUGUGGAGAAAUUGGAAAUUUUACUGAUAUAACUGAGUAUAGUUCGAAGAAUGAGGAGUUCCAGUCCUGUGAGCAGUAUUACUCAUCCUGCACAGAGAUUAAUCCCAGUGUAAGCGGAGUUUACAAGAUCAAAGUGGGUAACGAUGUCUUCGAUGUCUAUUGCGAUUCGACCAUUGCCGGCAAGGGUUGGACAGUCAUCCAGCGAAGAGUCAGUGACGAAGUGAACUUUUAUCGCAAGUUUUCAUCCUAUGAGGAGGGUUUCGGUGACCUGAACGGGAGCUUCUGGCUGGGCCUGGAUAAAUUAAAUAAAAUAACGUCGUCGGAGUCCCACGAGCUGUAUGUUCAUCUGGAGGAUUUUAACGGAGAAACGGCAUUCGCUCGUUACAGCCUCUUUAAAGUGGGAGAUGUCUAUAGUCAGUACACCCUAAAGUCACUGGGAACGUACCAAGGAACCGCCGGAGAUGGCCUGACUUACCAUCUCAACCAGCCUUUCAGCACAUUUGACAGAGAUAACACCGGAUGUGCGAAGUCUCGAUUUGGAGCUUGGUGGUAUAAAAGUUCCAAUACAGUAAUUUAAAUGCCCUUUAUUUGAGUGGUGCUUUUGACAGUAAACUGGAACACUGUGGCGUAGUUUGGUAUAACUGGAAAGGCGACCGAUAUAGCCUAAAAACUGUUAACAUGAUGGUGCGGCCACGACUAUAACACUGAAAUAGACGACGAUUAAAGCUAAAAGUUCUAUGGUUUCUUAUCCCCCUAUGUUGAAUAAAAAUAUAAGAUACCGUUCUCUGCACAUA